CUCGGUCGUCUUCGUGCUCCCGCCAGGGUUUCCGUAAAGAGAAAUAAAGAAAGGAAGGUAGCGAAGCGCGCGAGCUCCGCGCAAAAAUCAUUAAAACGCGUGCUCGUUUCGCGGCUACGGCUUACGUCGUGUUGACGUUCCGGCCCGUGAUUUAUUAGCAGACGACAGGAGGCAACCGCGACGUCAGCCGGUCGGCCUUUGAAUACUUUGAGUACUUGGACCGCACCGUUCGCUCGCUUGUUCGCGCGCGCGGUGUGGCAUCUCCGAGAAAACCUUUCUACAUUGUCGCACCGACACAUUAUACUUUCCAUCCUGACGUCCUGAGGUAUCUCUUACAUGUACAGCCACCACGGGCCUUAGGACGGUACGGCCAGUGUACAGCGAGACGCGCGGCAUCAGCAUGGAAUGGACCCGCGACAAAACUCUGGAGCUGCUACGCGAGUAUCAACAACGACGCGUUCUCUGGGAUUGGAACGCCCGAGGCUAUCGCGACCGAACGAAGCGCAAACGAGCUAUACAAGAGCUCGCCGAGAUUCUCUGCUGCAACACUCUCGAGGUUGAGAAGAAGAUCACUAAUCUCAAGUGCCAGUAUUCUCGGGAAAUACACAAGAUACAGAACAGUCGCGACGCCGCCAUCGGCCCGGACGACGUAUACGUCUCCAAGUGGUUCGCCUUCAAAGCAAUGCAAUUCUUACAAUUUGGCACGCGUAGAUACAGCAAGAGGAAGAAGAAAAUUGAAGAGGAACCGAAACUACAAGAAGAAUAUAUUGUGAGCAACAUCGAUCCAGAAAGUAUAACAUUCAUGGAUUGCAACGAGGAGACAAACGGUUCUGGAACCGGUUCCUUCAACGCCUCGCUCAGUGAGGACGCCGAAGAGUCCUCAUCGUCCAGUAUGAAGGCAAUGGAGUUCUACAAUGGUUCUUUGCCGAGCCAAAACGGUCUUGAUGAGUCCGAACAGAUGAAACUCGAGUCUCGCGCACCGGACGAGAAAGAACGAAAAAAGACCAAGGAAGAGUUUGCCAAGUUUGGUGAGAGUAUCGCUGUGCAGCUCGCCGAGAUCCCCGACUCUUACUCGAGAUCGGUUGCCAAGCUCAGGAUCAACCAGAUCCUCUUCGAAGCGGAGAUCGGGAUCUAUGCGCAAACGCGUCGCUAAUGAACAAGUUCGUUAAAAUCAGUGCGAACCAACGCAAAUAAUCAACGUGGAAAACGUUGCUAUUCACAUUCGUGGCGCAUCAUUCCUAUUGAUCUCAAUUUACGUUCGGUCAAACCUUUGCUGUAACAAGUUUUAACGAGCUGUAAUUCGUUUUUAACCGAGGUUUUGGAACAACUGUAAUAGGCCUGUGACAAAAGAAAGACUCGCCAAAUAAAACAAAGAAAAUUAUUCGACAGGAGAAACUAUUCUAUCUAUUAUCCAUCGACUGAGCAUGCGUUUCGAAUAGACAGUACAGAGUGCCGCAAUGAAAUAAAUAUUCAUACAGCUUCUACUUGUUUUAUUUAUAACGUUUAAUUUUUGGGCAAAUGAAACAAUGUUAAAACGAAUGCCAGCAUGGCAUGAUGAUCGCCGUCCGCAUCUUCUUACAAGCCGGAUGCUUCUAAAGACUGAAUCGAUGAUCAAGACUAUAUAAUAGACAAUUUUUCCAAGUGAUUAAACAGAUUUAUCGAUAUCAAAUACUGAUUGUUUAUUUUACAAGCUGAUUGUUUAUUUUCUA
Messenger RNA from Mycetomoellerius zeteki, 1709 nucleotides. RefSeq lists its product as uncharacterized. NCBI's taxonomy places the organism in Eukaryota, Metazoa, Arthropoda, Insecta, Hymenoptera, Formicidae. Bases 401 to 1153 code for a protein of 250 amino acids. The transcript is spliced from 2 exons. The record is from RefSeq and is a predicted model, not a curated record.